CCGAAAUCCAUGCUUGCCACCAACCAGCUCAAAGUAGUCACCGUAGUUCAGGCGGCUACCUCAGACUCUGACGGACAUGACUCUUCGGAUGGCAGCGAUUCUGGUUCUCUUUCUCAAGACGCGCCGACGACCGAGAGUUGGUCUUCUCUCGAGUCCAAAGAAAUCAUGAAACCCAGCCUUCUAACUCAUAUCUACGGGCCGAUAUAUGCCAGAGGAGCAACUAUACAACGUUUGCCUCAUCCUCAAGAAGAGUUCGAUGCUAUUGUGAAUGCGAUUGGUGUACCGCUCGUCUUUAAGCUCCACACCCUCACCCAAAUCGCCCGUUUAAUCGACUGUCGCCAUGCCCUCCUCCUACGUCGACCACCAGGCUGGGGCCUUGACCUAUUCGCGUCCAUGGUCUCAGCUGCCUUCGACAGAGACUACAAUCCGCCUGACGACCCAUUUCAAAUCUUACUUGAGCAAGAGUCCUUGACCUCGAGGCCGUGGGACCGUCGCCUCCAUGGUUUUUUUGUGCUAGACUUGGACUUCAGACGCCUUCCGGGGAAGGACGAUUUUCAGACCGAACUCCACGCGUAUCUCGAGAAGGAGUGUCGGGAGUUAAUUUCCCAUUACGGCCUGAACAAGGUCAUUGGUUUACCAAGUGUCAAGAAGGGCAAGCCAGAGGAGUUUAUUUCGCUACUUGCGUUUGCUUUUAAGAGUGUGUCGCGCAACCCACUACUAGUCAUCAUCAGGAGUUUCGAUGAACCAACGAUCUACUAUCCAGACGGUCAUGAAGUCUUGAAUCCCUUUCUUAACCGACUAGAAUACCAAUUGAAGGAUCACGUCUUGGGGUCCCUACUCCUCCUCUCCACUUGGGACGAUGGCUCGGUAUAUAGUUGUAUCGGCCGACCUCCCUUGUCCCUGAUCAGACGGCGCAAACCUGGCCUCCAACCUCUUGACCUCCCUUGCACCCUCGACCUGACUCAUACCCCCGCUUUCCAAACGGCCGUUGGCAUAACGCGUGCAGAGGCAGACGCUCUCGACAACGCAUUUAGCCACCGUGAACCCCGCGAGCGCACCCGUAUGAUCCAUAUGUUGGACGGGUACAGCAACCCCUCCAUAUUCGCCGAUAUUUUUCCUCAGACGCAUCAAUGCCCUCCUGAUUCGCUUGAAGGAGGAGAUUGCUGGGAGGGGGAAGUCAACCCGUUGGCGGAAUUGGAUCGUUCUCAGGAGUACGAGGGUACCUAUGCAGCGCAGCUUGUGAUGAAAGUCUUCGCUCUGAAAUACGGCCUGCCGAGUGAGCAUGGAUCUCUCGGAUUCUAG
This is a messenger RNA of Mycena indigotica, 1302 nucleotides long. Its product is annotated as AAA-ATPase-like domain-containing protein. The transcript is spliced from 3 exons. The record is from RefSeq and is a predicted model, not a curated record. Lineage: Eukaryota; Fungi; Basidiomycota; Agaricomycetes; Agaricales; Mycenaceae. Bases 10 to 1302 code for a protein of 430 amino acids.